Molecule: messenger RNA, 1054 nt
Organism: Eucalyptus grandis
Lineage: Eukaryota; Viridiplantae; Streptophyta; Magnoliopsida; Myrtales; Myrtaceae
Product: protein LURP-one-related 5
Exons: 2
Coding region: 128-793 (221 amino acids)
Source: RefSeq, a predicted model, not a curated record
ACUUCAUUUCAACUUAUAAAAGGAGCUUUGAAUUCAGUUCUAGUUUCAGACAACUCUUUUGCUCCAUCAACUUUCUGUUGGAUCUUCAAUCUCCUUCAUUCUUCUUUGAAAGGUGUCGUGUCUCUCGAUGUCUAGAAUUCAUCCAGCUGAGAAUAAAUCUGAGGGCGAAGCGAGGAACGGCAGCUCCCGGCGUCCGGAUCAAUGCCCGACCAAGUUCACGGUAUGGAAGAGAUCGAGCAUGAGUUUCCAAGGGACUGACGGGUUCACCGUCUUCGAUGAGCACGGGAGACUUGUUUUCCGCGUGGACAAUUACUCGAGGAAAGGGUGUUGCUCCGCCGGGGGUGGGCUUGUCCUCAUGGACGGAGCCGGAAAUGCUUUGAUGAGUCUGAGACCCCAGAUUCUGAGCAUGCAGUGCCAGUGGAAUGCAUACAGAGGAGAAGAUGAGUGCAAAGAGGGCCAAAACCUCAAGCUCUUUUCCAUGAGAAGAGUGUCGUCCUUCCUCGAUCGAAGAAGAAAGGACGUAGCGGAAGUCUUCGUGGGGGGUUCCAAGAAACCGGCAUUCACAGUCGAAGGGUCAUUCAGAAGCCGAAACUGCGUAAUCAGGCGCUCCGGAAGUGAAGAAUUCGUGGCCAAGAUCACUCGGAAGAGGGCGAGCCCUACGGUUUUGCUUGGGACCGACGUGUUCAACUUGGUGGUGCAAGAUGGCGGCAACAGUGACCUCGUCAUGGCCUUCGUAGUCAUAAUGGAUCGCAUCUGCUCCAAGUCCCUCGCCGUUCCGGUCUUGUGUUCAUAAUUAGAAUUGAAAGCCUAGUUAGAGUUUGAUGAGGCACAUAUGUAGAACCAAAUAAUAGAUGAUGCAGAUACUGUACUGUUGAAACCUGCUCAAAGUCUCCACGUUCCCCUUUGAGAAAGGCCAAGAGGAACUACUGAGCGUGCUUUGCGGGAUUAGAUACAGAAUUGGUUUCAUGAGUCUUGAUAUGAGAAUGGAUUGACAUGGAUAUAAACUCUGUACAAAUGCUUUUUAUGAUUAUAUAUGCUCAUCUUCAGACAGGAU